UCGGCACUUGCCUUUGUUGUGGGGUCCGCUUUGCUCAGUCGCGAGCCGGCUUCCCCGCGACCCCUGCCGGGUGCGCCGCCCAGGGUGGCGUUGGGGGCGCGCCCCCGGUUCAAGCUCUGUAUCUGUAACGUCACACUGUUGUCUCCUGACUGGACCAUUUUUAAGAACUCACAUCGUUUUCAUACAGCUUAAAAGCAAGGGGAGAGGCGAAGCACAGAGAGCAGCAGAUCAGACCAUACUGAGCUCCCUUAGAGCGGCUGAGACCCGUGGAGGACGCUGGCUGCCAAGUGGCUGAGGAGGGCCUCACUCUAAGGUGGGAAAGGCGGUCUCAGCGGGACAGCUUCCUCUGCUCCUGGGCUCACCAUGGCCUUCACGCUCUGGCUGGACGGCUGAUGUGACCGUGUGCCCCACGUGUGCACGCCGCUGGACGGGGCGCCGUCCCAGGUACCGCCUGCUCUCAGGGCCGGGGAGCAGGGCAGGUGGGCGUCAGAUGCUACCAAAAGCCGGACGGGGCAGAGCGAUGGACUCCGACAAGCUAAGAUGGAAGUGAGCUGAGGCCUCGCCCAGGCAGGUUUCUCUUGACAGGACAGCUUAAGAGCUGCAGCACAGGCUUGUCUGGGGAGCAGUAUGCAGGAAGCUGGUUUUCAGGCCACAAAUGCUUUCACAGAGUGCAAAUUCACCUGCACCAGCGGUAAAUGCUUGUAUCUUGGUUCACUGGUCUGUAACCAACAGAACGACUGUGGGGACAACAGUGAUGAAGAAAAUUGUCUCCUGGUAACUGAGCAUCCACCUCCCGGCAUCUUCAACUCGGAGCUGGAGUUUGCCCAGAUCAUCAUCAUUGUCGUGGUGGUCACGGUGAUGGUCGUGGUCAUCGUCUGCCUGCUGAAUCACUACAAAGUCUCCACACGGUCCUUCAUCAACCGCCCGCAUCCAAGCAGGAGGCAGGAGGACGGGCCGCAGCCGGAAGGGCGCCUUUGGCCUUCAGACAGCUCUGGGCCUCGGCCAGGGGCCUCAGAGAUCAUGUAUGCCCCGCGGUCCAGGGACAGGUUUACGGCCCCAUCCUUCAUCCAGAGGGACCGAUUCAGCCGCUUCCAGCCCACCUACCCCUACGUGCAGCAUGAGAUCGACCUUCCUCCCACCAUCUCCCUGUCCGAUGGGGAGGAGCCGCCUCCUUACCAGGGGCCCUGCGCCCUGCAGCUCAGGGACCCUGAACAGCAGAGGGAACUCAACCGAGAAUCUGUGAGGGCCCCGCCCAACCGAACCAUAUUCGACAGCGACUUGAUAGACAUUUCUGUGUACAGUGGGGGCCCGUGUCCGCCGAGUAGCAACUCGGGCAUAAGUGCCAGCACCUGCAGCAGUAACGGGAGGAUGGAGGGGCCGCCCCCAGCCUACAGCGAGGUGAUGGGCCAGUACCCUGGCGCCUCCUUCUUCCAUCACCAGCACAGCAGCACACACAGAGGGAGCAGACUGCCGUUCCAGCAGGACAGCUCAGGGGCCACGGUGCUGCCCAUCCCGGGCAAGGACAGGAAGCCCGGGAACCUCGUCUGACCCUUCGACGUGCCCUGGAGAAGGCAGAAGCCGAGGAGGGCUGAGGGCCGCAUCGCCUCCGCUCCCAGGCACAGUGUUGUUCCGUUUCACGUGCUACAACGAAGUAAAACCAAAUGUGCAAACGUGGUCUUUGUUUCUGAUUCCUUUCAGGGGAAUUGCAUGCAGACUAGACUGAAAUAUUACAAACUUCCACCUGGUCUGACCACAAACAGUGUUUAUCUGGGGACAGGCGCCGGGACAGGGGCUGGUUUUGGCAAAGGGCGGGCAUGCAUGGGAACACAGAGAAAGGGAUGCUUUGAAGAGAUCAUGAAAUAAAACCCACAGAGGUAUUUGAUUUAUUUAAUUAUGAAAGGAGACUUUGCAGAGAAAGAGGCCGGCAUGGCCAAUUUUAUAACUAAUUGUUAAAGAAGGAUGCGUUAUUAUAUAGUAUCAUGGGGAAGGAUUGGCCAGUUUGCUUUUUCUCCCACGGUGUGGAACUUUUAUUUUGUCUUAAAAAUAUGAUUCAGAAUUCCCGUUUUGUGUGCCAAGGUAUCAAGUGAAGAAGUUAGGUGAGCGCAAGGACUUAAUUUGUGUUGUGAUGAUGUGUUUUUGCAAGUUGCACUAUCUAAAUGUCUGUAUACGAGGAGACUGUCCGGUGUGGAGUUCUGUGUGUUGUCUUCCCACCUGCGGAAGCUUACCAGGCCCAAGGAGCACCUGAGUGUCCCGUUACUCACAUGAGAAAAGGUGUUUGGGCUGGAGCCUCACACGCCAGCUUACAGAAACCAAGGCAGUGUGGCAGGAGUCUGCGUCGCACAGCAGUGCGGCUCGGAAGCGUUUGGAGACGUUUGGAUGGAAGAGAGGAAACAUGAAAUCCCAGCAUCUCUGACUUGCUGAGUUACUCUGCUAGUCCUAAGCUGCGUAUUUUAUCACGUUUGACCCUGACACGUGCACUUAUGUACCCAUAUCAUGCAGUGCUGCCCGAGUCCUCCAGCAGGGCAGUUUCUUCCGUAAUUUAGAGGGGUUUUUUUUUUUCAGUGUAGCAUGAAAUAUACUCAGAUACAUACAUUAUUUUAUGCAAUAAAUGGUUUAAAAUGCAAGGUGGUUAUUCUUAAUACUGUUGAACUAUGUGACUUCUCAGUGUAUCCUGUUGUCUCUCUCCUUUUCUAGAUAGCAGGUAGUUCAGUUCAGGCCUGGACAAGCUGUCAGUGCCCGGGAGGCUCUCGGCAGUGGCCCCCGCGUGGCCCGCCCGGCCGCGGUGUGCCAGAGAUGCCCCCAGUGGCUUCUCCACGCGCAGAAAGCCCCUGGAGCGUGGGCCAGAGAACACCACGGUGCCGAGAACCGUAGCAAGCCGUUGCACGUCACUCUUGGAGCAGUGCUGUGCUCAGGACCCGCCCCGGCUCCCAGGAGGGCUUCCUCUGCCCCUGCGGUGGUGGCCAGAACCAGCCAGUCAGUUACCAGACAGUGCGGGGCAGGGGUGGGGGACGGCGAGCCUGAGAGCACAGGAUAAAAAGCACAACACGCAGUUAAAAUGCAACUAGAAAGCUAAUUUUAAAUAUUGUUAGUCUUAGCUUUAGUAUUCCUGAUAUUUACAAACAUUUGCUCUCGUGGAAUAGAUAACUUCCUUCUGCGGAAGCCGCCAUCUGGCCUGUCUGGCAGCCGUGGCCUGUGGGUUCGGCUGGCGCCCUGCCCCGGCCGCACCCCUGGAGGCCUUGUCCACCGAGGCCGGACCUGGGCCGGCCAGGCCCCUGUGGCCUCUGCAUGUAGAACAAUGAAUGGACUGGAAUGAUGGAUGGCUCGGUGACUCUGAUCUCCGCAGUUUUAAUGCCAAGUCGGGACAUGUGUGUUCGUGUCUGUUUGUGGGUCUCCAGGGUGGUUUCUCAGGGAGGUGACUUUGUGCUGCGGGCUGGGGGCUGGAGAAUGUUCUGAACUACAAGUCUUGUCGGCUGCUCCUUUCUGCUGCUUCUCUUGGUCAGUAAGUGGCUGGUUUUUGUUUUAUUUUCAGGAUUGGAAUCCCUAUUAGAUUCCUCCAUUUCACACAGUUAAGAUCCACAGAACUCUUAAAAGAGAGAAAAAAGGUGGGCAGCAGUUGCAAGUAAGGUGUCAGACCCUAUUUGAAAGUUUGUGUGCCAGGCGUUGCCACAGGGCAUUCUGAGACCGGGCAGAUCGCUGGGAGCCUGGCCUCGGACCUGGAGACUGCCUCGCCCUCUUGCUGCGGGCACCCCUGCAGCUCAGCCCACUGCCUGGGCUGCAGGCCUGCGCUGAAGGCAGCUUGGGCAGCCCCUUGGCAUGAAGCCUCGCCUCCCCCUGGAGAGGAAUGAUAUCACCUAUGGGGGGCUCAGGGCAGGUUAUGGGUCAGGUGUCCUGUCAGAUGCAAAAGGAGGUCGGUCACCAUUCCAAACCUCAUCUGCAAUUUUGAUAAAGGGUGAACACCCCCCAUAGCUCUAGCUCAAAAUGGUUUCACGAUCCUUAUUGUUCUACCUGCUACAAGAAAUGAGCUAUGGUCAGAAACCGGCAAAUUCCUUAGUCCCUUUGCAAGUAUAUGAAUGUUUUCCAGAUGUCCACAGUAUUGGCAGAGCAAUGAUUUAAUUCAAAUAACUUUAAUCAUCUUUCAGAAGAGGUUCCUCCCAUUCUUCCACCCUAGAGAACUGCCCUUUGAGUUAAAUAGUUAUUUAAAGACACGGACCUAUCAAACCAUGGCUUAAUGGUCCUUGAGGCUGGACCUCUGUAAUGAAUUAAUUUAAAAGCCAAGGUCAUGAAUUGAAUUAAUAGUCAAUUUCCUUCACCGUGGGGAGAAGGUAAUCCAUAUCUUCUUGCAACUGUUGGCACCGCAUUGCCCCUCACUGACCCCGUGUGAGCCAAGGGGUGCCGUGAGGAGGCAGUUUGUACGGGGGUGAAUAUUCAAGAAGCUCACGUGCUUGAGGGAUGCACGGGGGUGGCUGGGGAACCAGAGUAGGCAAUCUGUGGUAGGUUUAUUAUUUCAGGGGGAUGUUAAAGUAAAAGAAUUUAUCGUUCAGAGGAGCAGUGGGUGGGAAGGGGUGCUCCCGGCAGCCCGCCGUGAUGCUCAUCCAUUGUCUCAGGACUUCCAGGAGCAGGAAACCCAAGGCAUGUUGGACCCCAUUUCUAGGAACACAGUUUUCAGGGGUAUGUUUGUCUUUUCAGAAAGUCUAGUGUUCUUCCGUCACCAAAGCAGUGCUCAGUACAAAAGAGAUUUUGCUAAACAAAUUGUGUACUUAAGGAAGAGUUGCUACAUUCUUUGUGUCCCUGAUGAAAAUUUAGUGUUAAAGGAGCUUGGCAAGCAUGCCCUCUGCUCUGCCCCACCACGUACGCACAUGGACACACAGCCCACGAGAAAUUUCAAGAUAGCCGAAGAGCAUAGUUAAUGAAACUUUACAAAGAUUUGCUGAUUUUAGCUCAAACUCUUAGCACAGGGGCGAAUGGCAGACCAGGAGGCCUUCAGAAGCACCUGCGUAAGAAUGUGUUGCACAGGUGACAGCGUCUUGGGCUUCUGAUUGUCUUCAUUGAUCUUCUUUGCCUGGACUUUGUAAGAAUGGGACAGGCUCACACGCAGGUGCUGCUAGAGAGCUGUUCUGACUUAGAAGCCGGUCAGAUGGCAGUUUUCCCUUUGGAAGCAGUUGCCCGCCACAGGGCCUCAGUCACCUUCCAUCCAGUUGCUUUUCUGCCUAGGGAGUGUCUGAAGGAGGGUCUUGGGGUUGGAGACUUGAAGGCAAGGCUGGGGGCUGCUCCCCAGCCCACUCCCGCUGUGUUUGCUGGGCUGGGGCCCCUGCUUGAGGUUUGCCACUUAGAGUGGCAACAUUCACUGCUGUCGUUUGGUAUCCCUUUUGUUUUUCUUCAGAUUCCCAAAGCUCAGCAGUGUGCGAAGGAAAAGAAAAACUGGAAAGGACACUUGGGUUUUGUUAACUUUUUGAUUUUGUCCAUAUGACGAAAACAAGGCAUAGGCCCGUGCUUGGGACCAGCCCCCCCUCCAAGCGCACCUCCCCACCCUGACAGCGCUCCCGCUCCUCACUGAACGGCCGUGACUCAGGCUCUGUUCUGCUAAUGUUCACCCAGAUCACCUUGGCCUUGGUGAGUCUAAAUAAAAUGACACAAACGGGGGACAGGCUGGCGGGUCUCCCCUCCCUAGUGGGAGCAACACUGUGGGUCCCAGUUUCCCGUCCAAGUCACAGGUGAAGACAGUGCUUUCACGCCAGAUCAUAGAAGUGGGUCUCAGCCUUGCUGCCCCCCGAAGCCAGCUGCCAGAGCCCUGCCAGAGGCCAGUGCGGGGCUGUGUGAAACACUUCCGCCUCGCCAUAGCCUACAUUUUUCAGGAACCAAGGUUUCAGCUGAGGUUAUUUUACUACCCAAAGUACUGCAUCUUUUGCGUAGUUCAAGUUUGUACUUUACCGCCAGGGUUAGACAGUUGUUUGCUGCUGCUGCUGCUGCUGCUGCUGCUUUCCAGGCCCGCUGCGUCAGGAGGCUGGUGUGUGUAAGCCGAAUGCCUUGCCAAGAAAGCGCCGCCUUCCUUUCAUCCUCUUUCCUUCCUCUGCGCGUGCUUGUCUGUGUGCAGUGUGGUGGGGGUCCCGACGCACUGCUCGCAUGUCGUGUUGCCCGUGGCGUUCCAAAGAGCUCUGCAUGCCAGUCGCUUUGAAGCCCCCACGGGGUCUCGUGCUGACUUCAGCAGACCCAGGAACCGAGCCCCCACCGCCGCACUCUGCGCCCACCUUUGUUGUGCCUCACUUACAAUGGUGCUUUUUCAGUUGUCUGUUUUUAUUUGUAAGGUGCUGUAUAUAACUUGAAUAUAUUAUGCACAUAUCCUACCCAAUGGGUAGAACAAAAAAAUUGUUAAUACUGUAAUAUAAUGUAUAGAUACCGAUUUUAACAGAAAUGGCAUAGAAUUUGUGAAUGCCUAUGUGCUUUGUCCUCUUUUGUAAGGAAAUUUGCAAAUGGAUGCAUACAGAUAAAAGUCUAUGUAGUUUAUUUUCCUAUUAAAUAUCAAUAUUAUAACACAAGGGAAAGAAGUCUGAACAAGCAAGCCACUGUUUAUGACCAGCAUAUGUAUAGCAAUUGAGAGUUGCAUCUUUGCUGUGAAAACCCUUUAAAAAAAAAUCCUACAGCUUUUUGGUUGCCAUUAGAUGCUUCUCAUUUUACUCUCUUCAGUAAUGCUCAGUUGGACCAGUGUAACAGAAAAAAAUGUUUGCAGUUUGUUUUAUGAAAAGAUACUAUGAUAUAGAAUAAUGAAGAUGUCAGCCCCCAGAUAAAAGUGCACAUUUUGUUAAAAUUUCAAAAAUUAUGUUUAAGUCAAUCAGCCUGCAGCAGAGGACUCUGUUCAGUACAGAGGCCCUUCCGGCCAUCUGUGUCCAGUCUCUCUGUGCCUUUUUCUUUGACAAACCGAAGCUGUGGAGCCAAUGAAUUUGUAGGGAAAGAUAUCUCAGGAAAAAUAAAUCCACUUAGGAGAAGACCCCACUCUUAGACAAACUGUUUUCUUUUGGGUUAUCAUUAGCAGAGAAUUAGCUAUCAGCCAGCCAAGUGAAGAAUCUUCUAUCCAUUCCUGUUGGCAUCUCGUGGUGAACUUGACAAGCGAGGUUGUGCCAGCGGUUAGGGAUUACGUUUUCAGUUGUGUGUUCUGUCACACCUCUUAUGCAGCGUUUAUCCUGCAGCUCAGUGUAUCUGUUAGGAUCUCUGCAUUUAUCUUCAAAUAUUCUGAUACUGAAAAAGGAAAAGCCUAGCACAUGUUCGCUAAAACCACUGGGUGUGCACAUCCUUCCCAGCGUUGUCCGUAAAGGCAGUCAGUGAAGUUUUGCCCAUCUGAUCCACAGUUCCACUCUGUUCUGUCACCAGAAUAAUAAAUUCCUUGUUUUUAUUUGCUCCAUGGUGUAUGUUCUGAUUUUGAAAAUCACAAGAGAAUCAUGCCUUUAUCCUCCAGAAAGCAAAUUAUUACCAAUUAUCCUUAAACUGAAAACACCUCUUCAACGCAACUCUUGAUGCUGAAGGAUUAAAGACCAGCCCUUCCCUCUCGGUCCUUUGUGAAAGGGCGUGACAAGAUAGAUAGUUAGCCUCGUGGGUGCUCGGUCCAGUCCAGCCCCGCCGUCCGCUCCCCUGUGUCCCGCAGGGGGCCUGUGCUUCUGGUUCAGCAUCAGGAGCCCAGGCCCACUGCUCUCAGGAGCGACACGUCCACCCUUCCAGGUUCCAUCUCUUGGGAGAACUGCUGAGCAUGAGUGUCAUCAGAGAAUGUCCUAGACUCAGAGGUACUAAAGUGUGUUACUGCACCAUUGCUUCCUUUCUACAGAACUGAGGCUUAAACUUUACUGUUAAUGAUACUGGUUUAUUUUAACGUGCUUGUCAGUAUAUUGCUAUUUUUCAUUUCAUGGCUUUCAAAAAUCACAUUUUCUAAUUGUAUUUGUCUAGUUUAAAGCUGUUUUAAAAUGUGUACAACACUAUUCACAGCAUUUAGUUCAUUUAAUUUUUAUUAUAAAGCAGCCUACUAAAAAAGUACAAACUGUAUAUGGACUUUUCAGUAGUUCAUGUGAGCUCUGAUAAUCAGAAGUCGUUAAAGUGUUUAACAGCCAUUUGUGCUUACUUUCAACAUAAUUUCCAGUUAUAUACAGAGAAAUAUUCCCAACUGUUGUGUAUCUGCCUCUUUUAACUGAGCAAUGGUGAUGUAGUUUUAGACCUAAGGUCUGUAAUUGCAAUACUUUUAAAGAUGUUGCUCUAAGUGCUGUUAGUUAUUAAAUCAGCUUUUUCUGCUUGUUCUUGGUGCUAUGGUCAAACCAUAGCACAAAAUCAUUAAAAAUAAUCAGUGAUAUA
Molecule: messenger RNA, 8328 nt
Organism: Suricata suricatta (meerkat)
Lineage: Eukaryota; Metazoa; Chordata; Mammalia; Carnivora; Herpestidae
Gene: LDLRAD4
Product: low density lipoprotein receptor class A domain containing 4
Exons: 7
Coding region: 628-1548 (306 amino acids)
Biological process (GO): negative regulation of transforming growth factor beta receptor signaling pathway
Cellular component (GO): Golgi membrane; early endosome membrane
Molecular function (GO): R-SMAD binding
Source: RefSeq, a predicted model, not a curated record